AAUCAGCAGGUAGCUCCCACCCCGGGGUUGCCAACCCUAAAAACAAGGGGGGUGGCUCAAAUUACGCUCUCUUCAAUCACCCCCACGUGCCUCCCCCCAAAAAAUCGCAAAGACGAAUUUCCAGACGCUCCACAGAGACUGAGGUCUGUUGCUGAUUUCUGACAGACGCCGAAUGCGGAAGCGGAGGCCGCUCGAGUGAGAAAGGCGCGAGGCGCCGAGAAAACUUAGGCCUCGCUCGAUCGCUCUUCCCCGCCCUCCCUCAAGAGCUAGGAUAACAUGAACCUCAGACAUAAUGCAUGGAAUUAGAUUGGUGACUGAUCUUGCCGCAACCUAGUCUUGUCCAAAAGCAGAAGCUGAUUGUGAAACUAAGAUUGAGUUUGGAAAAAAACUUGAUGAAAAAGAGGAAAUUGAAUGACACAUGCAAAGGACAUGAUGACUGCUGAGUAAGCAGCAAGAUGAAGGUAAUAAAACAUUCUGAGGAGGUCCUGAAGGUAGCCCUGAUCUCCAAGGACACACAGCUUGUGAGGCUUUAUGACAAAUUUGAGUCUAAGGAGAAGCAUUUAUUCAAUGAAGCAUUUCAACCAGACAGCAUUUUGUUCAAGCCCAUCACGCUUCAUUCUGAUUCGGAUUGGAUCUCCUCGCACCCAGAGCCCACCCAAGAUUUUGCACAGUUUUAUCAUGACCCUUGCAGAAGUAUACCAUCUCCCCAGAAGAGUCACAUUUAUAUCAAACCCAUUGGUUCUUUUGGAGAUUCUAGAGUCAGUACAGAUGUCUACAUGAGAUGGCUGAAGGAUUACUGUGAAGCCUUUUACAGUGGCCUGACUGUAAGAAUCUUGGGGCCAGAACCAGUUUCGCAAACAAAUUGUGCUUUUCGAGUCAAUGAAUACACACACAAUCUACAGAUCCAUGCAGGGCACCUCUUGAAAUACUUAAAGAAAAAAAAGCCUAAGGACGCUUUUUGCAUUGUAGGAAUAACAAUGAUAGAUCUUUAUCCAAGAGACUCUUGGAAUUUUGUCUUCGGACAAGCCUCUUUAUCUGAAGGAAUAGGGAUCUUCAGCUUUGCAAGGUAUGACAGUGACUUUUACAGUGUAAACUACAAAGGCAAGUUGAAGGCCACAAAGAAACUUUCUCCUACCAACUAUUCUGUUUUUGAUGAUUAUUAUACUCCUGAAGUAACAAGUAUUCUGCUUCUGAGAUCCUGCAAAACUCUGACACAUGAGAUUGGGCACAUUUUUGGGCUCCAUCACUGCCAGUGGUUGCAGUGUGUCAUGCAGGGGUCCAAUCACCUGGAAGAAUCGGAUCGACGUCCAUUGGAUCUUUGUCCCAUUUGUUUGCGCAAGUUGCAGUCUGCCCUUGGCUUCAAUAUUACAGAAAGAUACAAGGCACUGAAAAGAUGGAUGGAGGAAGAAUCUAAUGGAACAGAAGCUGAACUCAGCAGUGAAGCCCAGCUGGGCUUCCAGAAACCUGUGGAAGCAUUUAAAGAAAGCUAUGACUGGAUUGUGAAAUGCCUAGAGGUUUUGCAAAAGUAAAAUCCAUAGGUAUAUGAAAUAGUACCAAAGGGGAUUAUCAUAUUUGCAUGGUUGACACUACUGCUAAAGCAUCAUGAUGACACAUUUAUUAUCUAUUUUAUAAGUUAAAAUCUAAAUACCUUGCAAAAUUUGUAGUGACCUGUUGAUUUUCUGAAUAGAAUGUCAUGUAUCCCAAAUUUUGGAGCAUCAACCAUUGUUCCAAUCAUUGGAUGCAGCCUCAUACAGUAUGAUUGGUUGUUCCUAUUUCAAAAUAUAUAAGCUACAUAGACUGAAUGGUAGAGAGCCACACAUGCUUAUAUUUGAGAUUUUGAUUUUGCAGCCUUACCAUUAUUUAUCAGAAGCACAGUUGUGUAUCAUUUUCUAAGCCUUCUAAAAUAAGCUGCAGCAACUGAAAAUACAAAUGUAUUCUAUUGGUGAAUUAUUAAUAUAUACACAUACUAAGAAAACAAAUUCUGUACUAUUUUUAUAGAUUAUUCAACCGUUACUUGGUGUAUGAGAUACUUGGGACAUAAUAUUGCUAGUCAUAGAAAAGGGAAGGCAUCCUGCCACAACUUUGGGGAUGGGGCGGUCUAUAAAUCGAAUAAAUAAAUAAAUAAAUAAUAAACCAUGUCUAUUUAUAUUAAAAAUUAUAUCCUAUACCCAAAGUACAAUGAACAAUUUUCUUGAAAUCAACAAUACAAUUCAUAGCUUAGUUUAAAUAAAAUGUACAAUAAAAAACCACAGCAUAAAAUCAGUGACUGUAAGACCAUAAUUAAAUAUUUCAGUAGUCAUGUUUAUGCAAUCUAAGGGCAAAACCAAAAAUAAGAAUAUUGUCAUGGCAAAAGCUCAACAAGCUUCAGGCAGCGAUACGAAUAUGGUGAGGGAGUUCUUCAGUAAGGCACAGAGAGGGCGCUGUUUCUGGUUGCCAUUAGCUUAACCUCUGAAAGUGGCAGAGACAUCUGAAAAGGAACUCCACUAACAGACAUGGGAAGGGGUGCCCUUAUUCCAAGCAGUUCAGGGGUUUGACUGGGAGCUGGGAUAGUUUUUUCCAGCACUAGCAAGAUCUGUUCCAUAUAAUUUUUUACAACAGCAGUAUCACAAGUGUUCAGAACCACUUGUGGGGUUUGAACAGUCUUCAGAGAUAUCUCCACACUAAGUACUUUACAGCAGUCUAACCUGAAUGGGAUUUGAGUGUGGAUAACUGUGGUCAGGGUUUUGCUUGUUAGAAUAUUUCUGUGAUGUCUUUUUCUAUAAAGAAUAACCAAUAGGGUUGGGUCAUCCAGAGAGGAGUGAGAUCACUAGAGUACAGUGAUCCCAGUUAACCAUCCCAAACUACUAAUCCAGAAGAAUACCAUGAUUGGCGGUAUCAAAAAUUUCUUAGAGGUCUGUCAGAAAUGGCCUUGGCCAGCUAAUCCUGACAGACUCUGUUUACGAUUGGACUGUAAACUCUUUAACGGCUAAUUAUAUAAAAUCCAUUAAAUAGAAAUAUAUUUUCAUUCUACCUUACCUUUUAUUUUGAAAGAUCAAAAGAAACAUAAGGUAACUACUGUAACACCCAAAAAAAGCUACUGCUCUGUGUUACAGAAUGAAAAAGAAAAUACUGAAUGUGGCCUUUCCUUAUGUAAUAUAUCACACCCAAAUAUCUGAAUAAAAUCUGCAAGUAUGGCCUUAAUUUUCAGCCCCACCAAUUAAAAUUGGUUCUUGUUGACUAAUCAGCUAAAGUUUUUUGAGUACAGAACAUUGCCAAUCCAUGACCACAAAUUUCAACUCAAAACAAAUCUCAACACCAAGAAUUCCAGUUCUGAAAAUGAUUACAUAUGAGGUCCAAGUUGUAUUUGCAGAUUGGAAUUACUUUUACUCUGUCUUUUCCAAAAGAACUUGGAAUUGCUGUAAAUUUACGAAAUCUCCAUUUUUUUUAAAAAAGGCAAAAAUUAUUAAUAGGUGUGAGGCAUUUAAUUUCCUGUUGUGUGCGAGAGUUUUUAAUUGAAAUUGGGGGCCAGUUAUAUUUCCAUUUCUGUGAACGAUGUAAUUAACAUUUUCCUACUGUGCAUCAUUUUCAGGGUUAAUUUUUGUUGCUUACAGAACUGUAGGUGCCCUACAUCGGAACUUUGCAUCCUGUUCAUUAUCAUGUUUCUGUUAUAAAAGUUUAAAUCAGUCUGUUAUUAGAAUGAGAGAAUGAUAUGUCUGCACAGCUUUA
Messenger RNA from Sphaerodactylus townsendi, 3705 nucleotides. It is a transcript of the gene AMZ2, whose product is annotated as archaelysin family metallopeptidase 2. NCBI's taxonomy places the organism in Eukaryota, Metazoa, Chordata, Lepidosauria, Squamata, Sphaerodactylidae. Gene Ontology annotation, biological process: proteolysis. The record is from RefSeq and is a predicted model, not a curated record. Gene Ontology annotation, molecular function: metallopeptidase activity. The coding region runs from base 456 to 1529 and encodes 357 amino acids. The transcript has 8 exons.